Messenger RNA from Lagenorhynchus albirostris (white-beaked dolphin), 6048 nucleotides. RefSeq names its product pleckstrin homology and RUN domain containing M1 (gene PLEKHM1). NCBI's taxonomy places the organism in Eukaryota, Metazoa, Chordata, Mammalia, Artiodactyla, Delphinidae. The coding region runs from base 335 to 3526 and encodes 1063 amino acids. The record is from RefSeq and is a predicted model, not a curated record. The transcript has 13 exons.
CGUGAUGGACGGCGUCAGGCGCCGCGGGAACCGCUUCCUGUUGUCAGUAGUCCGGAGGCCGCAGCGUCCGGUUGGAGUCUUAGGGGCUGCAGCGACCGGGAGUGCCCCCGCCCCCCUCCCCACUCCGUUUGAAGUGAAAUUGGAUGUUUGCAGAAGCCCAGGCAGUAUAAUAAAGAAAAGCAACCAGAACAAUUCCUUCCUGUGUGUUGGAACAUUUAAGAAAGGACAGCUGUGAAACCUGUGUACCAUGGAAAGGAUGUGGCCUCAGCUGGUUGGGACUACAGACCUGAUGGGUGUCAUGUGAUUCUUCUGGGGAGCUGCUGCUUGAGUGGAAAUGCUCUCAGCGGUGGAGAAUGGACUGGACCCCCGGGCUGCCAUCCCGGUCAUCAAGAAGAAGCUAGUGGGCUCCGUGAAGGCACUGCAGAAGCAGUACGUGUCCUUGGACACAGCAGUCACAAGUGAAGACGGAGAUGCGAACAGCAUGUGCAGCGCCCUGGAAGCCGUCUUCAUCCACGGCCUGCACACCAAGCACAUCCGAGCCGAGGCCGGAGGGAAAAGGAAGAAAAGUGCCCACCAGAAGCCUCUGCCUCAGCCCGUCUUCUGGCCCCUCCUGAAAGCUGUCACCCACAAACACAUCAUCUCGGAACUGGAGCACCUGAUCUUCGUGAGCACGGACGUGGGCCGCUGCCGGGCCUGGCUGCGGCUGGCCCUCAAUGACGGCCUGAUGGAAUGCUACCUGAAGCUGCUGCUGCAGGAGCAGGCCCACCUGUGCGAGUACUACCAGCCCACGGCCCUGCUCCGUGACGCCGAGGAGGGCGAGUUCCUCCUGAGCUUCCUGCAGGGCCUGACGUCCCUGUCCUUCGAGCUCUCCUACAAGUCUGCCAUCCUAAACGAGUGGACGCUCACCCCGCUGGCCCUCUCCGGGCUCUGCCCGCUCUCGGAGCUCGACCCCCUCACUACCUCUGGAGCGGAACUACAGCGGAAGGAGUCUCUGGAUUCCAUCUCCCAUUCCUCAGGCUCGGAGGACAUCGAGGUCCAGCACUCGGGCCAUAAGAUCCGACGGAACAGGGGGCUCACGGCCUCCUCCCUCAGUCUGGACACGGCCAGUUCAUCCCAGCUCUCUUGCAGCCUCAACUCUGACAGCUGCCUGCUCCAAGAGAAUGGCUCCAAGAGUCCAGACCGUUCCGAGGAGCCCAUGUCCUGCGACUCAGACCUGGGGACGGCAAAUGCUGACGAUUCGGACCUGUCUCUGCAAGAGGUGUUGUCGGAAUUCAGCAAAGCCCAGGUGAACUCUGUGCCAACCGACAGACUGAGCCACGAAGCGGAGGUUCCCACGCUGCAGGCCUUGCUCGCCCUCCGCGGCCUGGACACCAGCACACCCCUGCGCUUUGAGGUACCUGCAGAGCCCCGCCCCGCCCAAGCAUCCCCGGGGACUCGAGAUGGGGACCGCAAGCAGGAGCCGCUUUCCCAGGCACCUGGCGCCCUGGGCUGGCCACAGCCGGGCAGUGCCCAAGCUGUCCCUUGGGGGAGCACUUCAGGCCAGCAGCCUCCUAGUCCGGUGAGGGAGGCAACCAGAGCAGUCGGCCAAGGAAGUGGCCAGCGGAAGCCUCCGGAGGAGGAUGGACCUCGACUGAGCCUUGUGGUCCCCUCGCCCACCAGUCCGAAAAGCACGAGCUGGAUCUCAGAAGAUGACUUCUACCGGCCUCCCCGGGAACAGCCCGCAGAGAGUCCUUCCCAUGCUUCCGUGGCUUCUCCCAGAGGGACUCCAGAGCCGAGGCCUGGUCUCCUCACGCAAGGACCAAGAAGAAGCUGUUCCAUGGAGACCUUAGACAAAGCUUGUGUGCCUUCCCUAGGAAGCAGGAGAAGCAAGGCCGCCCCGAUGCCGGAGCAUAAGAACUUCAGGGUGGUGCACCGCAGGCAGAUGGGGCUGUCUAACCCAUUCCGGGGGCUUCUGAAGCUGGGCACGGUGGAGCGGCGGGGGGCCAUGGGCAUCUGGAAGGAACUCUUCUGCGAGCUCUCCCCGCUGGAGUUGCGCCUCUACCUGAGCGGCGAGGAGCGCACCUGCGUGGAGAACUGCUCUCUGCUGCGCUGUGAGUCCGUGGGCCCGGCCCACAGCGACGGCCGCUUCGAGCUGGUCUUCUCGGGCAAGAAGCUGACCCUGCGCUCCUCAUGCCGCGAUGAAGCCGAGGACUGGCUGGACCGUGUGCGCGAGGCGCUGCAGAAGUGCCGGCGGCCCCAGCAGGAGGAGGAGUGGGUGACCAUCCAGUACCCAGACCAGCCCGAGGACCCUCCAGAGGCCCCCCAGGGUGGCCGCCCCUCCCACUCGGACCUGCUCUCGGAGCCUGAAACCCCCCAGGGCCCGCAGUUUGACUGGUCUUCUUCCCAGGUUCCCGAGCCAGACGCUAUUAAGGAAUCCCUUCUGUACCUGUACACAGACCGGACCUGGAUGCCCUGUAUCUUCUCCCUGUCCUUGGAGUCUCUGAAGUGCUUCCGCGUGAGAAACAACGAGAAGAUGUUAAGUGACAGCCAUGGAGUCGAGACCAUCCGAGAUAUCCUGCCGGACACGAGCCUUGGGGGCCCAUCCUUCUUCAAAAUCAUCACGGCCAAGGCCGUCCUGAAGCUGCAGGCCGGGAACGCUGAGGAGGCCGCCCUGUGGAGGGACCUGGUGCGCAAGGUCCUGGCGUCCUACCUGGAGACAGCUGAGGAGGCGGUGACACUCAGUGGGAGUCUGGAUGAAAACUGUCAGGAGGUGCUGAAGUUCGCCACGCGGGAGAACGGCUUCCUGCUGCAGUACCUGGUGGCCAUCCCCACGGAGAAAGGCCUCGACUCCCAGGGCUGCUUCUGUGCAGGCUGCUCCCGGCAGAUCGGCUUCUCAUUUGUACGGCCCAAGCUCUGUGCCUUCUCUGGCCUCUACUACUGUGACAUCUGCCAUCAAGACGAUGCCUCAGUGAUCCCGGCCAGGAUCAUCCACAACUGGGACCUCACCAAGCGCCCGGUCUGCAGGCAGGCCCUGAAGUUCCUGACGCGGAUCCGGGCCCAGCCCCUCAUCAACCUGCAGCUGGUGAACGCGUCUCUGUACGAGCACGUGGAGCGGAUGCACCUCAUCGGUAGGAGCCGGGAGCAGCUGAAGCUCCUGGGGGAUUACCUGGGCCUGUGCCGAAGCGGAGCCCUGAAGGAGUUGAGCAAGAGACUCAACCACAGGAAUUAUCUCUUGGAGUCUCCUCACAAGUACAGUGUCGCGGACCUCCAGCAGAUCGCGGACGGGCUGUAUGAAGGAUUCCUCAAGUCCCUGAUAGAGUUUGCCUCCCAGCACGUGUACCACUGCGACCUGUGCACCCAGCGCGGCUUCAUCUGCCAGAUCUGCCACCACCACGACAUCAUCUUCCCCUUUGAGUUUGACACCACAGUCAGUUAUUGCUCAUUAUCAGAAGCCUCUAAAUGGAAAAAUUCAUCCACCAAACCUCCAUUCCAAUCCAUGUGGGAGUGGAAAACGGAACUGGUGGGAGCAUUCAUUCAUUUUCAGUAGGUGUCCCCGGACCCGCAUUUGACCUCUGAACAGACGUGGGGCUGAGUUUUUUAAACUGCAGAGUGUUUGAAACAUAGGCAAGAAAUCGUUUUGUGAGUCUCAGCAGUAUUUAUAAAAGGGAAAUAGAAUAGAGAGUAUCAGUGUGCAUUGCAGGGCUUAGUAAGCACUGUGGCAAGAACCUUUUGUCCCGGAACGGAGGGGCAGCGCCGUGUGCCGUGGGUGGCAGGCCCCCGUCAGGAACACUGACCAGCCUCGAGCCCCGGGAGGCCCGUCGGUCCCAGCAGUGCUUGCUGCUUUCUCCCAGGUGUAGCGAAUGCAAGACCGUCUUCCACCAGAGUUGUCAGGCCGUGAUGAAGAAGGGCUGCCCCCGCUGUGCCCGCCGGCUCAAGUACCAGCAACAGAGCACGCUCACCUAACCCCAUUUCCUGUCCCCACCCGGGACCCGGGGCUCAGCCAUCCCAGCUGGUUUGGCCAUCAGCCUGGGUCACACUUUCAAGGUGUCACAGAUGUCUCCCUUGUCAGGAAGACUCUCAGAUGUGACCAGAGCAUGAGCCUAUGAGAGGGAGCCUUGGGAGCUCUUGAUGACACCUCCUGCCCCCCACCCAUCUGGAAGCCAGGACACCAGCAAAUGCCCCUGUCCGAGGAUGCGGGAGGAGAGGGGGCUUUGCACUAAUUGGCCUGGAUCGCCUCACUGACGCACCAUCUCCAUUAGGGCUGUUCAAACACUGUGGAAAUAAGACUUGGGAAGCAUUUUCAAUUCCACAUUCCUGAUUAAAAGGCCUAGUUUUUUUAAGGUGGGUUUUUUCCCUUCAUAUUUCAACAGAAAAUAUUUUUUUAUUCUUGACCCUCCACAAGUCACCCAAGAAAUCCAGCCACUCUCACCCUGAGCAAAUGUGCAGGAACCGCUCAGGCCAGGCCUGUAGGCGGGUGGUGGCUGGGUGGACAGGCCCCCUAGGACAGAGCCUGCCAGCUGGCGGGCUCCUUUCCUUCCUCCUUACCGAGCGCUCGCUGCCGACAGCUCCUGUACAACGUGCCAAACCCCCGGGGGGCCAGGCAGGCUCAGUCCUGAGGACCAUGUGUUUCCUCUCCCUCUCCUCUCCGCUCCCCGCCCCCUCCUCACCUGAAAAGCCCUUCACUUCCUCCGUGUCGGAGCCCCUGGCUCUCCAAUAGCCUGGGGUCUUGGUCCCGCAGGAGGAGGGGAGUGACUCGGAACCAGCACUGUCAGCACUUUGAGCCUUCCUUGGUCCAGGGAAGGGUCGUCAUCUAGCCUAUCCCUCAGCCCCCUACCCUCCUCACUCCUACCACCGACAAGCAGCCAGACGGGCGGGGGACUGCUGCAGAUGCAGGAAUGCAUCCCCGCCUGACUGACCCCCACCAGGACCGAGGUAGGCUGGGUCCCCACUGUGGAACCCUCAGAACCCUCGUCCUUCCACGAAGAGUGUCAGCCCUGCUACUGAGAUGCGCAGGGACACGCAGGAGAGGCCACCCCCGUGGAAGGAUGCUCAGCCUCAGUUUACAAAGCCAUGGGAGUUCACAGAGCUUUGCUGGACUGGCCCAGGAGGGGCGCUGCCGAGAGACUGGAAAAUUUCACUGGAGCAUGACUGCCUUUUGAAGGGGUCUUGGGGUGGAGCCUGGAAUUGUUUUCAAAGUGAUAUUUAGACCGUUGGGGUUGGGGGGUGAAAUCUGGGCAUGAUUUCUCUGUUGCUUCCCCCCCACCUCUCCUGGAUCCUCAGCCCUGGGGUCUUCUGGCCAUCCUAUCUGCACUCAGCUUGGAUUGGGGGCCUCAGGUGGAGAUCCGCCUUCACUGUCAAGAUACGAACCUACUCCCACCUCUCCCUUGGGCUGAUCUGACUGCUGAGUCACCUGCCCGGCCCUGUGGAGCUGGAUAAAUUGUGCAAUAGAAUCGAGGAGGUGGCAGGCGGAUGGGGGAGGGGGCUGUCACACAGCUGCUCUGUCCCCAUCACGGAAGAUGGUGCACACCUGUGCCCAGUGCACCAAAGAAGGUGGAUCCUUACCCCCAUCCCCACCCCCCAUAGCCAGCAUUAAUGCUCCACCACAGACACAGCCUGAUCAGAGCCGUAAUUGGUCCAGAUCGCUGAGUGGGCCUGGGGUGGGCAGCGCCGCCUGAGCCCAGCCCUGUUUCCUCGGGCCUGUGAGUAUAUUCGGUAUUCCAGAAGGUCCCUAGGAGGCAGCAGGAGGCCCUGGAGGCGCUCACUUUGGUCUGGCGAGGCCUGGCACGCCCCGCUCCCCGCCCUCCCUGAGAUCAGUAGCAUUAGAGCUGACCCUCCCCCAUACCAAAAAGCUGCUGAUGCUUUCAGAUGAGUUGACUUUUAACACCCUCACCUCCAAUGGGAAGCUGAUGUGAACCUCGGUAGUGCCCACACUAUUUUUAAAAUUUCAUUUUAUGCAAUAAACUGUUUCUAGUGAGGGGCCCUGGCCCUGAGAAGUGCUUUGCAAUGUACCGAAGGAACUGCUGCGUGUGAUUUUUGAAUGAUUUUGCAGUAAAGACCUGAUCUUUCUAA